AGACCUGAUGAAGCAAGAUACUAAAAACUGCAUUUUAAUACGCAGUGUUACUCAGGAGCAGGGUAUGACGCAUAAUCCUCAGAUACGUGAAUACAGUGGGGUCUCUGCGGUCGCCACUAGCCACUGUUGCUUUUUGGCUCAUUUUUUGUAAUUAAAUAAUUUGAUGACCAGACAAUAAAAGCACGGACACCUCCGUUUGUUGCUGGAGGGAAACUCACGUCUCCUUUGCGCCUAUCAUGUUGCGCUGGCUCUGGGGUGCGGAAACCGGAAGUGACAUAUAUGCAGCGCUCGACCCGAUCCAGCAGCGCGAGAGCUGCUCGGUUCGGCUGGUUGCUUUAUUGCAGCUUGUCAUUUUCACUGCCCUCGUUUCCCAUCCUCUUCGCGUUCGAAACGUAGGAAAUCUGUGUCCUCGAGAGUCGAGCUAUUGCACGAAGCCGGGCUGAACCCUGCCCAGCUCGUUUAAGCGGGUCGGUCACUUACGGACCGAUCGGACGACCGCAGACGGCUGUGAAACGGCUCGAUCCAGGGUGUUGGAAUAGGGGUUGAAAACGCUCCUUUCAUUAAUCCGCAUGGCCAACUAAGGGGAACACGGCAUGUCAGCGAAAUCGAUUCCUUUGGUGGGCUACGGUUCGUCGUCCGACUCGGACAGCGACGCUGGGGAGCAAGGCCAGCAUGAGACGGAUGGACGUAAUGAGAGUGGAACUGAAGUGAAGAGUCAGAAUUUGUUACUGGAGUCAGGGUUUGGGUCCAGUUCUAGUUCUGACUCUGAAGAGAAUCCCAACGUGCAGACUGGCCUAGAGGUGCCAGUUGAGCCGGAGACCAGUGCCCCGGCCUCGGCAACACAACAGCCUGGCGGCAGACUGCCACCGCCGCCCCCCAGCGUGCUGUCUGGCAGCAGCGUGUUUGCCAACCCAUUCAAAGAGCAGGCGGAGGAGCGGCUAAGCUUCUUGCAGAAACACGUGCCCCUGACCACACAGGCCCGGCCCUCACAUAUCGGGGGCCGCAGCAUGUGCGUCGCAUACCGGCGGGACGGCCGCUGUCGCUUUGGCAGCAGCUGCAAGUUUGCCCACGACAGCGACCUGCAGAUACCGAUGGGCGGCCACCAGAGCAAUCUCAGCAGCCCGGCCCAACAGAGCGUGGCUGAGGAGCCGGAGGGAGACUCAAAGGAGGUACUGGAGGAAGGGGCGAAGAGGAAGAGGAAGGUGGGGCUGAGUGACGGCCUGACACCCCCCAAAAGAGCCCUGAAACAGUACAAGGCACAGAGGAAGAAAGAGGGGCUCAGUCCACUUUCUUGAGUGCAUUAGACUUUGCCAUUUUAGAUGUGUACAGGUGACAGUAGACACUAACAGUAUCACUGUAGGUGACUGAUGUGUCUCUUCCCAUGACUUUAAUAAAUGUUUUUAUAUACCA
Messenger RNA from Brienomyrus brachyistius, 1410 nucleotides. RefSeq lists its product as uncharacterized. Bases 594 to 1295 code for a protein of 233 amino acids. The record is from RefSeq and is a predicted model, not a curated record. Gene Ontology annotation, molecular function: metal ion binding. Lineage: Eukaryota; Metazoa; Chordata; Actinopteri; Osteoglossiformes; Mormyridae. The transcript has 2 exons.